Messenger RNA from Monoraphidium neglectum, 1986 nucleotides. RefSeq lists its product as hypothetical. The transcript is spliced from 8 exons. The record is from RefSeq and is a predicted model, not a curated record. The coding region runs from base 1 to 1986 and encodes 661 amino acids. NCBI's taxonomy places the organism in Eukaryota, Viridiplantae, Chlorophyta, Chlorophyceae, Sphaeropleales, Selenastraceae.
AUGGCUGACACACUGGUUGACAGCCAGCUGGACCUGCUGGACGCGGCAGCGGACGCGAAGCUUGAUGCCCCCACUAGCGCGGAGGACGCGCAGCCCCAGGAGAACGUGGCCUCUGCCCCCAGCAAGCCCAAGAACCUCUACUUUGUGCGCGUGCCGAGGCCCCAGAUAGACGAGGCGCCGGUCAAGGAGCUGCAGACGAAACUCGCUGCCACGCUCACCAAGCUGAAGGAGUACAACAGCAAGCUCGCUGGAAAGAGGGAGGUGGUUGCUGGCCUGCGCCAGCAGGUCGCAGUGGCGCGCUCCCUGAAGGAGGAGGCGGCGCCCGAGUGGCAGGACAAGAUCUCAAAGCUGCAGGAGCUGAAGGACAUCAAGAAGUCCUAUUUGGACGAGAUCCAGGCCAUCAAGGGCGCGCAGAGCGGCCUGGAUGCACGCACCGAGCAGCAACCACCCUCCUACGCUCGCGCCGCGCGCCGCGCGCAGGAGGAGCUUGACGCCAAGCUGGCCGCCAUGGAGGCGGAGAUCUCCCACGGCCAGCUGGAGCUGCGCGAGGAGAAGCAGAUGGUCCGCGAUAUCAGCCGCCUCAGGGCGCAGCGCGACCGCAUCCGCGAGGCCGAGGGCCGCUACGGCUCGGUGCGCACGCCGCCGCGGGGCGCCGCGGUUGAGGAUCUGUCCCAGCUUGAGGGCGAGCUGUCCAAGGUGAAGGCCACCAUCAAGGAGCUGGACGCUGAGGUCACCUCGCUGAAGGGGGAGCGCUCCCAGGCGGUCGGCAUCCUGCAGGAGAUCCAGGGCAAGCUGAGGGAGGUCAACGACGGCAUCAGCGAGCUGGAGGCGGAGCGCGCUGAGCACGAGGCCAAGAAGAAGGCGCUGCAGGAGCAGAUCCGCACCGCGCAGGACGAAUCGAGCGAGGCCAUGCAGGAGUGGCGCGAGAACCGUAAGUUCAGCCUGACGGUGCGCGACCUGGUGGAGGCCGGCAAGCUGGACGAGGCGCGCGCGCUGUGCGACGAGCAGGUCGCGUCCUACAUGGGCCGCAUCCUGGGGGACAAGGCGUACCGCAAGGAGUACACCCAGGGCUGGGCCGAGCAGCGCAAGUACGUCGUCAGCGAGCUGCUGCCGGGCAGCGGGGUCGCGCAGGACGCGGGCCGCGGCGCCGCGCGCGACAAGGGCGGGCGCGGCGACAAGGGCGCGCCGCCGGCGCCGCGCGCGGAGCCCAAGGUGCAGGGCGCGGCCAAGGCGGCGGCGCUCAUCGAGCAGCUCAUGGCGCGGGCGCAGGCGACGGUUGCCGCGCAGCGCAGCAGCCAGCCGCAGCCCGCGCACGAGGAGUCGGAGGAGCCCGAGGCGGACGCGCCCGAGGCCAACGGCGGGGCCGCGGAGGACGCCAACGGCGGCGCGCCCAGGGCGCCGGCGGCGCCGCGGGAGGCCGCGGCGGAGCUGCCCGCGCUGCCGGAGCUUGCGUUUGAGGUGCCGGCCCUGGUGGUGUCGAAGGACGAGGCUGACGCGGCGCUGACGGAGGAGCAGAAGAAGGAGCUGAUCCGCGAGGAGAACAAGCGCAAGGCAGCCGAGGCCGCCGAGCGCAAGAAGCGCCGCGAGGAGGCCGCCGUGCGCAAGAAGCAGGCCGCCGAGGAGGCUGCCAAGCGCAAGGGCGACGAGCCCGCCGCGGUGCCCGUGGCGGCGCUGGCCCCUGCGCCGGCGCCGGUGGCGCCCGCCGCCGUUGCCGAGGACGCCGGCCCCGUGGCGGCGCCCCAGGCGGAGGCGGAGGCGCCCGUGGCGAGGCAGCAGCAGCCGAGGCAGCAGAAGGUGCAGCAGCGCAAGCCCAAGGGCGCGCCGGUCAUCAAGCCGGAGCCGGUCGGCAUGAAGCGGCCGCGCGGGGAGGAGCCCGCGUGGCGCAAGGCCCUCAAGGCGGUCGGGCUGGAGUCCUCCACCAACCAGGCGGUCGCGAUGUGCGUGGCGCUCAUGCUGCUGAUCUUCAUCGUGCUGGUGGCGCGGUGA